AUGGUGCGAUUGCUUCCACCGCAGAAGGAAGUCCCAGGUGGGCAAGAUCAACCUGGCAGCUCUCGAGGAGGGUCACCAGUUCACAACCAGGAGCCGAAAGAACGUCCCAGCACUUCGAGUCAAGGUUCACACCACAGUCGGAUGGAGCAAUCUGGUCGGCUUGGCCACAACGGCGCUGCGAGCUUGGCCGUGGCGAAGAAAAAGAGCGAGGAUAGCAUUCAGAGCGUCAACGACAGUGUGGUGGAGAGCAUCAACAGUGAGGAAGAUGUCUCGGUGAUUUGCCCUCACGGUGUCUUGAGCCCGCGUUGGUCCGGGAAACUUGCGUGGGACUUUAUGGUGAUGUUCCUGGUUUUAAUGGAUGCCACGGUGCUUCCCUUCCAACUCACCUUCAAGAGCAACUUUGACCCUGAUGACUUUGAUGCGGCAUGGCUCUGGAUCACCACCCUGAUCUUUGGCAUCGAUGUGGUGAUCUCCUUCAACACGGCGGUCGAGUCCACCGACAAAGAUGUGAGCGUGGCCCCAGGUACCUUGAUCACAGAUCGAAGGACCAUCGCAAGAAAGUAUUUGCGUGGUUGGUUUGCUAUUGAUUUUGGCAGCACCGUUCCCUGGUCUCAGAUCGCGGAGCUGCUGACCAGUGGGGAGGAUUCGGGCUCCACUCAGCUGACGCGAUUAACCAAGGUGGUGAAGUUCGUACGCUUGCUGAGGCUCAUGCGUAUGCUGCGCUUGGCCAAGCUGGGCGCCAUUUGGGAAAGGAUCGAGGCCCGGAUCGGCUCCAUCUUCUUCGUCCAGUGUGUCGCUUUGGUCCGGGUGCUCUUCAUCGUCAUCGGCAUUUGCCAUUGGAACGCCUGCAUUUUUUGGCUCGUGGGCUUGCCCAGCAACUUGUUUUCCGAGCUCAUGGACGAGGAGUCCCAGUCGCAGUACUUCAACUCACCUCACUGGACCACGAUCCUACGAGCGACCGACUCGGAAAAAGAGCUGUGGCGGUGGCUCGACCGACCACUACCCGAAGCAUAUGUUUUCUGCUUCUAUUGGACCUUGGGCGUGAUGAGGACGAUGCCUGCAGAGGUGACACCGGUGAAUUUGCCUGAGCGGCUCUUUGUCUUGAUUUUCAUGUUCUUCGCACUGAGCGCUUUUGCGAUUUGUGUGUCCCUCAUCACUCAGGCGUUCUUCAAGAUUUCAGAUCGGCGGCGGGCCUUUCAAGAGGAAUUAGCUGCGGUACGGAUGCAUCUUCAAAAGACUGACGUGGAGGAGACGAUUCAGUUGAAGGUCAAAGCCUAUUUGAGGUACAUCUUUGACCGGCGUCGGAUUCAAGCGAAGGAAGCCAAUUUGCUGCAAAUCCUGCCGGAGCAGCUGAAAGUUCAGGUUCGCCGCUCGCAGAUGCGACGCUAUCUGGAGAAGAUCCCCAUGAUGAGCGAACUGGAACGCGACAGUUUUGAAAAAGUGGUGGACUCCUUAGAGACCUUCGACCUCAUGCAGGGCGACGAGGUCAACACCGCAGGCACCCCGGCCCUGGCUGCCUGGAUCCUGGUCUGGGGCCGGCUACGCAUCACCAAGCGGAUCGUCAUGCCGACCUUUGAUGACCUGGACAAUGUAGACGUGGCUCCAGUCAUUGUGGAUGAGCAUUGCUUAGACCAGGAAGACAUGGUGGUCUCGAAGUACACGGCAGUGGCGGCUGAGAGCUCGGAAUUGCUGCGGGUCGACAAGGAGAAGUUCUUUAAGUGCAUCACCGAAACACGAAGGAUGAGCAUUGGGGUUCGUGGCACUGCCAUGUAUCACGUGAAGAAGACCACCUCACAGACGUCCGACGAGCGCAUCGCGAGCACCGACCGCAGGAGGAGUGUGAGUGGUGUGACCAACGCCGUUCAAGCUGCGGCGAGAUCUCGGCUUUCGGGAGCCAAAGUGGGCGUUGAAGCUGUGGCCUGGGAGAUGGCUGGUGGAGCAGUUGCCGAUGACAGCCAUGGGUUUCUGGACGACAUGGACCGGAGAGGUUGGUACCCUGAUCCAGCGACCUCCUUCCUUUGUGGUCCAAAGCGCACGUGGAGCUCCUUCACAGGCGACCUUGGCUCCGCUCAGGCGAUGCCUGGUUAUGGGCAACAGGGAAAUAUCCAGCAGGGCUACCAGGACUUGGACAGCCGAGAAGAGGAGGCCGCUGAGGAGAUGGAGGAGAAGUCGGAGCACCUCACGCAUAUGGUUUGUGGCAUUUCGUCUGGUGCAGAUGGUGGCAGCCAAGUCACUUGUGGUGUCCCCAUGUACUGCGACAAGGCCACUGGAGCACCGUACAUCAUGCCUCUGUACACUGAGCCCAUGAGACCGAAAGGAGCUGCAGGAUCCUCCGGUGCCCCAGGCAGUGUGACAUUUAGCAGCCCGCAAGCGGAGGCAGAAGCUGCGCGAGCACAGAUGCUCGAGGCCUCCUCGUCCGCGCGCAUCCGCUCCGAUGCGUUGAACUUGUUGAGGGGCUUCCUGGACAGCGCGCCACCAGCGACUCCUCCCAGCCCGGCAUCGGGCUUCUUCUUCAAAGGCCCAGGCGCGCCGUCCAAAGUCUUCUAUCCCAUCCCGAGCAAGACAUCGCCCACGGGAAUUGAGGUGGUCCCUGAUGUGGGCCCCUUGGGUGAACCAACACCGGGAUUGGUGCAGGGGAACAUGAACAACCCUGGCGUGGCGAACGGAGUGUGA
This is a messenger RNA of Durusdinium trenchii, 2673 nucleotides long. Lineage: Eukaryota; Dinophyceae; Suessiales; Symbiodiniaceae. The record is from the annotation of a GenBank genome assembly.